Molecule: messenger RNA, 2976 nt
Organism: Talaromyces atroroseus
Lineage: Eukaryota; Fungi; Ascomycota; Eurotiomycetes; Eurotiales; Trichocomaceae
Product: Phosphatidylethanolamine N-methyltransferase
Exons: 4
Coding region: 1-2976 (991 amino acids)
Biological process (GO): phosphatidylcholine biosynthetic process
Molecular function (GO): phosphatidylethanolamine N-methyltransferase activity
Source: RefSeq, a predicted model, not a curated record
AUGGAUUCUCUCAGUGCAACAGGCGCCCAGCGGCAGAACGAUGAGGGCCUGCGUGAGCGUGUGCGGCCGUCGCAGCCCAUCGACGUGCACGCUGUCGACCAAGCGCUGGCCUCCGCAGGCUACGGCGUGACGGCCGACGUCAAGAAAAGCGACGACGAUAAGAAGACGUUUGGGAGGACACCCGAUGGAACCGUCUUUACUGUCCCUCUGACACACGACAUGGUCUCGCAGCUGCUGUCUCCAACCCAGCCAAAGAAUCUGUCCGAUGUGGUCGUGCUUGCCAUCCUCGCUUCGCACCUGUUGAUUUUUGCCUUCCUGGCGCCAGAGGUUAGAAUCCCCGUCUUCGCCGCGAUAUACAUGUUCUGGAGGACCUCUUAUAAUGGUGGGAUUGGUUGGCUACUCCAUAACCAGUCGCACCAUAAUACUCUGGUCAGAUGGGCUACCAAGUCCCAGAUUUUUGUGAACCCGUCGACGGGCAAGAACCCCCACCCGAGACUUUAUGAGCUCCUAAAAAGGGACAUGGAGACCAUGAUUCCCAAAGAUUACUCUUUCGAUAAUGCUCCACUAGAAUACAACACUUGGCUCGUCUUCCGUCGCGUUGUCGAUGUUAUUCUGAUGUGUGAUUUCACAUCGUACUGCCUCUUCGCUAUUGCUUGUGGCACCCGCCCAGAAAACGAGACCGCGCUGAUGACCGGCCUCCGGUGGGCGGCAGGCUGGGUUUUGGUUCUCUUCAACCUCUGGGUCAAGCUUGAUGCCCAUCGGGUCGUCAAGGAUUUCGCUUGGUACUGGGGUGAUUUCUUCUUUCUCAUUGACCAAGAACUCACUUUCGAUGGCGUCUUCGAAAUGGCUCCACACCCCAUGUAUUCUGUAGGAUAUGCUGGUUAUUAUGGAAUCUCGUUGAUGGCCGCCAGCUAUAAAGUGCUUUUCAUCUCAAUCGUCGCCCAUGCAGCUCAGUUCGCCUUUCUGGUCUUUGUGGAGAAUCCACACAUCGACCGCAUCUAUAAUCCGCCAGCACCCCGUAAGCGUUCAGUUCAACUAGACAACAGCAGCAUUGCUCUCAACUCGCAGACUUCCCCAAUAAGCGACUCGUUCCCUGCUCCAGCUUCCAUCGGAAUUGACGACAAAGCCGCAACGCAACAACCUUCAUCAGUACAUAAUCUGCUCGGACUACAUAAUCUGGAUUUCCACAGAGUAACAGACUCCUCCGUCAUCCUUGUCCAGUUGCUUGUUUUAGCCAUAACAUCUCUUACCCCAUCUACUCCCACUUAUCAAUAUCUAUUCGUGGCCAACGCUGCGCUAUGGAGGUGCUGGUAUUCUAUAGGCAUGGGAUACAUCCUUCAUCGACAGUCAAAAUUUAAGUCUUGGACCCGCCAUUUUGUCAAGUAUGGCGAGAAUACAGAUGAGGCAUGGCGCCAGUGGAAAGGCUCUUAUCAUCUCAGCAUGACCAUGUGUUAUGCCAGCUUCAUUGCCGCCACUUGGAAAAUGUACAGCGUCCCUUCGGAUUGGAACCAUGGCCUGGCGUUGCUCAAACACACACUAGGCAUAAGCUUAAUCGUAUUGCAAGUGUGGACCUCGGUGAGCAUAUACGAUUCCCUAGGCGAAUUCGGAUGGUUCUUUGGAGAUUUCUUCUUUGAUGCCAAAUCCAAAUUGACCUACAGUGGUAUCUACCGCUUCCUUAACAAUCCCGAGCGUGUCCUCGGGCUUGCUGGCUUAUGGGGUGCUGCUUUGAUCACUAGCAAGGGUGCCAUUAUCUUUCUCGCGCUGCUGAGUCAUGUCCUGACACUUGCAUUCAUUCAAAUGGUGGAGCGACCUCAUAUGCAGAAGCUGUACGGGAGAAGCUUGCGACAGGAUGCAGGCCUGGUAAAGAGUUUAAAACGAUCUCUACCUCCUCCACUACAGCAAUUAGGAGGCAGCGUUGACCGUAUGAUGGACGAGUCAUUUGAAUUUGUUGAGGAACUCCUAGACUCUGCGAGACCAAAAUUAGCCACUGGUGUGAACACUUUUAUGAAAGACGCCAAGUCCCUGUUCCGUCAGUAUCCCGCGCGAAUCACCAUUUCCCGCCUGGACGAUGAAGUUGCAGCCGGCUAUGAUCUAGAGGACUACUCGCUGGAAAUCGAAGGCACCGAGUCCUCGCCCUCGGCACAGGUGGAGCGUAGUAGCGGUAAAGAGGGAGCUCAUGCCAGAGCACCGCCGGAACGACGAGGUGAUCUCAAAAACCUGAUCUUUGAAUAUGGCGCCCCAAUCAAAGUCAAAUGGACUGCGUCCCUGAACCACAGCAAGAAGGACUGGAUUGGCCUGUACAUGGUCACCGACAACACCCGCCGAGAAGUCACACGCAUUUCAUCUCAGGGAAGAUGGAUCGCCACCAACGAAGGAUCCUACGACAGCCUCACAUGCGAAAAGGGCCUUGUAAGCAGUGACAUUGUCAUCUCCGCCUCCCGGCGCAGCGACGGCGUGAACCGGGAUCUGGCGUCUGGCGAAAUGGUUUUUUCAGGCGACAAACUAUUCUGGACCCAAGGCGUCUUUGAGUUUCGCUAUCACCACAAUGGCAAGCACAAUGUCAUGGCCAUAUCGCGGCCCUUUGAGAUCCGAAUCGGUCGUUUUGAUGAAGAAGAAGUCGUCGAUGUCGAUAAAACCAGCGCUAAUAGCGAUGCCCUGAUACAGUCUGCCAUUGAACAGGCCCUCUUACCUGUUGCCCGCAACUGCUUCGAUCGCGAUCCUGAGAUUGCGCCUGAAACGUACGAUGAGCAUUUUGGCAGUCUGGUCGAUCGCGACGGGAAGUAUGCGAAGCGGGUGGUUUUUGCUGUUCAUCAGAUGUUCGGCGUUGAGCUCGCCCCAGAAGUUGUCCGCGCAGACGGCAAUGUGCGAAACAUGGCAUGGAGGAUUUGCAAUGCAAAGAAGGUUUUGGCUCCCUACAGCAUGUCCAGAUCAAGGGGGACAAGUACUCCGACAACUCAAGAAGAACAGGAUUCUUGA